Messenger RNA from Cadophora gregata, 711 nucleotides. RefSeq lists its product as uncharacterized. NCBI's taxonomy places the organism in Eukaryota, Fungi, Ascomycota, Leotiomycetes, Helotiales, Ploettnerulaceae. Bases 1 to 711 code for a protein of 236 amino acids. The transcript has 3 exons. The record is from RefSeq and is a predicted model, not a curated record.
AUGUCUUCCAAAAAUUUCAUGUCGGUAAUACCGUGGGAUCCAACAUCCGAACAGCACUUCCAACGACUCCAACAGCAACGCAUAUCCUGUGGCUGGGGCGUAGAAAAUGUUUCUGAUUGGGGAACUGAACAGCUUGAAGGAAAAAGAGUUCUUUGUUGGCUUGUCAUCAAGCCCACUCAUCCAUGUUACGACACCCUCAUGGCCAGCCAUAUCUCCCAAUUUCCUCAAGAAUCAGAGUGCUUGCCAGAUUCGGGAUCAGAUACUUUCCCCGUGCAGCGCGAAAGAAAGGAAACUUUCAUGCCCAUCGGUCACAUCUCGCUGGACUUCCCACCGACUGGUUUCGCCGACCCUGCAAGAGGAAGAAUAGGCGCUACGAGCCUCUAUCUGUCACCAGCAAUUCGAGGAUUGGAGUUUGGACGUCAUGUGUUUGGCUUGAUGCGAGGUGUUGCGGGCCGUUUUGCAAGAUAUGCUGUGAUGGAGGUGCCGAUUAGGGAGACUGUUGAGGCUGUUGAACGGUUUGAGAAGUUUGGGGAUGGAAGACCGGAGUUUUCGCUUGCGGAUUGGUAUGAGAGUAUCGGUUGUAAGCGACUGCAUGGCAAGAAGCGGUUUGUGAAUGAAACGGACUCGAAGGGAAGAGUCUGGAACGUGGAAUUGGUUGGUAUGGAAUGGGAUCUUUGGGGAAGUGAGGUUGCGGAGAAGCCGCGUCUGUAA